AUGAUGGCGAGGGAGAAGACCCAGCUCAUCAUCAGACAAGAACCUCAGAAGGCGCAGGUUGUCCAGGAGAACAAUCCGAAGAAUCGAAAGCCUGUCGACCCUCCUCCCAUCAUCGAACUCAAGUAUGACGACCGCGGUGAUCCGCAGAACAGCCAGUGGCUGGUCAGUCCGAGGACGUUCAUGAUGGUGACUCUGAUUAACAGCAAAGAGCCGGAGGACACUUCAGUUGGAAAAUAUCUGAUUGGUCAGACCGUCUCUUCGUUGCACCGAUUGAAAGACAUCACCAACAAAGGUAAGCUGCGCCAGAUGCAGAUUGGAGUCGUGCUCUUCGGAUGCAUGAUUGACGGCUCCACGAAGAGCUGAAUGUCGACGAAUUUCUAACGUUGAACAGAUGGUGGCUUCUUCGUAUUUGGCGACAUAUCCGCCCGAAAGCUCGGCACCUAUCGAUUGCGUUUCAGUCUCUUCGACACGGCAAAGUUCGUUACUCUCGCCAUGAACGUGAGAUGGAUCGCUGACUAGUGGUAGGGAUACUGAGGAGGUCGUGUUUAUGAACUCCGUCGAUUCGCAGCCCUUCCAAGGUACGCCACCUUUCCGCUUCUUCACCCGUUGAUGCUGACGUGCGUAGUGAUGGCGCAACGAGACUUUGGCAGCAUGUCCGAAUCAACACACUUGACCCGCACUUUCUCGGACCAGGGCGUGAAACUCCGUGUUCGGAAGGACAACCGUGCAAUCUCUGGGUGAGUUUAGAACACGUAGACCGGGGAGUCUGGCUCUAAUUUGAUAUUCUAGAAUCGGGACCAAGCGAUCAUACAACGCCUCCCCACCGGAUAGUUCUUCGCCUUCGAUACAAUCAAAUAUGUACGGCGGAGCUGUCCAGGACAGCUACUCGGCGCAAACUCCAGCCGCGAAGCGCCAACGCUCAGGCAGUGAAUAUGAAAGCGCACAUGUAUACCAAGGCAUGCCUGGUGACCAUGCUCUCUCGCCUUACGGCGGUACAAUACCUAAUGGCACACGAUAUGGAGGCGGCAUCGAUCAACAGCGCGUUCAGAACAGCUACAGCCAUCAUCCGUCGAAUCUUAGUAUGCCAAUGAUGAGCCGACAGCAACCCAUGAGUGUGCAGACCCCAAGCUGGCAUAGUAUACAUUCGCAGAGCGCGCUGCCCUCUCCCACGCCGAGCAUUGGAAACCAACAACAGCCCUCCUACCAAAGCGCGACGUCGCAGUCGCAAUCUUCCUCGAUAUUCGGCGAUCCCGGAUCAGCAAGCUCGUUGCCCAGGAGUUAUUACAACAACAGUUACCCGUAUCAGUCACAAGGUCAGUAUCAGGGACAAGAUACAGCAGGUGAUCCCCAUGCCUUUUCAGAUCUUCAGCUCUCCGGCAGUACCCUUCCCGGGUCUGGGGGCAUGAGUUCUGCACCAAACCCAGGAUACGGACACGGAUAUCUACAGACAGGCAGCAUGUAUGCCACGGAGCCAGGGGAGGUCCAAGGCGCCUACGCGUAUAUGGAUCCACCAGACCAGAAAUUCUGA
Molecule: messenger RNA, 1528 nt
Organism: Lecanosticta acicola
Lineage: Eukaryota; Fungi; Ascomycota; Dothideomycetes; Mycosphaerellales; Mycosphaerellaceae
Source: the annotation of a GenBank genome assembly